This is a messenger RNA of Paramecium sonneborni, 1738 nucleotides long. NCBI's taxonomy places the organism in Eukaryota, Ciliophora, Oligohymenophorea, Peniculida, Parameciidae. The record is from the annotation of a GenBank genome assembly.
AUGUAAGAAGAAAAUUAAGGUUAUGGAGUAGAUUUAGGUGGUAGAUAUACACUAAUUGCCAAAUGCAAUCUAUUUUCAGCUGAUGUUGUACUAAAUGAAGGUUAAAGAGAAACAGAAAAUGUCAUUGUUUUUUCGGCUAAUGAAAGACUCUUUGGAAAUAUGGCUGCACAUUCCUAUCGAUCUCACAUUCUAAAUUCAGUUAGAGGUUUCCAAAAAACCCAUAUAUUUUAAUAUAAAGGGAGAUAAUAUUAAUUGGAGCCUGAAUAGUAGAUAGGAGCUUUUCUUAGAAAAUUAUUAAGGAAUUACAAUAGAACAAUAGUUAUCUCUUAUCCAGAUUUUUACACUCAAUUUGAUUUGAUCAGACUAUGGAGAGCAAUUUAAAUAAGCAAAAUUCCAGUUUUGGCAGCCAUUCCAGAAAAUAUGGCAAUAAGCGCAUAUGUUAAUUAUUGUCAAAAUAAUGUUCUACAAAAAGAAAUGAUGAUAAUUGAUUUUGGUCAUUCAAAAUUUACAGCAUUUUUAUUAUCUUAAGAAUAGGUGCUAUGUGAAGUGUUUGAUAGAAAUUUAGGAACAUUCUAAAUGGAUUAUUAUCUUGCUGAAUGGAUUAUAAGUCAAGCAAAGAUCAACAUAGAUAAGAAGAGCAAAUAUUAUUUGAGAUUAUUGGAUACUUGUGAAAAUAUUAGGAGAAGGCUAAGUGCGAAUAAGGAAACUUAUAUUGAUAUUGAAUAAUUAAUACCAGAUGUUGAUUUUACAUACAAUUUAACAAGGUAAGAAAAUAUUAUAAUUUUUAGGGAAAAAUAUGAAGCAAUCAUAUAACCAAUUUUAGAAUCACUUUCAAAUUUAUUAUUUAAUCUCCAUCAUUAAACACAAAAUUUCAAAUUUAAUUUAAUAGUUACAUUGGGAGGAGGUUCUAGAAUUCCAGUUAUACAAUAAAGCAUUAAAGCUAUAUUUGAAGGGAAAUAAAUCUAAAGUACCAUACAUGCAACGGAAGCGAUUUGUCAAGGAUGUGCUGUUUCAUGUACAUUAAUAACUUAGAGAAAGGAAUAGUAAUAAAAAAAAUUGAACCCCACAAAACAUUAUUUAAAUAUAUAUGAAUAGUAUCCUGUAUUUAUAGGAAUAAGUAGCCAAGAUGGGAAAAAUAAAUUAACAGAGUAAUAAUUCUAAUAAAAAUUGCUUUAAAAUAAAACAAGCUUAAGAGAAUAUUUUGUUCUUAAUGGUGAAUGUAUAAAAUUUACUCAUUGUUUAACAAAAUCUUUGGAUAAGUUUAAAUCUUAUGGAAUAACUAUAUUUUAUGAUCCACCUCCUAUUGGUUAUGAAGCAUUGAUUAAAUCUUUUCAAAUUAGUAACCCAGAAUUAAUUAUGUUUUACUAUGAUGAUUUUGGAGUGAUUUAAAUGUCUAAAGAUAAUUAUAUUGCAAUUCCAAUUUAAGAUCAGAGAAUAGGACUUAUUGAGAUGAUGUAACUUGAAGAUUAAUUAGAACUUGAUGAUAAUAAUGUUUAAAUAGUAAAACAUUAAUUUUUAAUCUUUUUAGAUUCAUGAAUUAAGAUAUUAGAGUGAAAGAAGAAUAAAUGAAGUCAAAUAAUAGUAUAAGACUUAAAAUUUAAAUGUUCCAUAAAGAAUAAAAAUCGGUGAAUUGAUAGAAGAAUAUGAAUAAAGAAUUUCAGAUUAGAGUUUAUCAGUCAAAGACAUUUAAGAUAUAAUGAAUGAAUUUGAAUAAUAGUAUUAAAAUAUUAUUGCUUGA